Symphalangus syndactylus (siamang) is the source of this 4204-nucleotide messenger RNA. Its product is annotated as golgin subfamily A member 6-like protein 9. The record is from RefSeq and is a predicted model, not a curated record. NCBI's taxonomy places the organism in Eukaryota, Metazoa, Chordata, Mammalia, Primates, Hylobatidae.
GUCCUUCUGGACAUGCUGCUGCCUGGCCACGCCUCCUUUCCCUUUCAUCUUUCUCACUGACCAAUGGGCUUGGAGCAUUAAGGCCACGCCCCUAUUCUGCAUUCUAGUGGGGCCCUGGUUACGCCUCUUGUGGCUCAGUCGCACAGCUGCCUGGUAGGUGACCGGAGGCAUUCAGCAGUGCUCACUGGGAUUUCGCUGAGGUGGCCCCAACCCCGCCUCCCUCCACAUCCCGCGAUGUCAGAAAAAAUACAACAGGGGAAAUUGGCCGCAGCCAAGAAAAAGGUGGAGCAGCUACAAGAGGAGACCAACCACCUCAGGAAGGAGCUGGAGAACAUGGGAAGACAGCUGCAGGCCGAGGUGGAAAACAAUCAUUUGUUGAGUCUCCUCAACAUGAGACAGGAGGAGAGGAUACAUGAACAAGCUGAAAAGAUACGUGAACUGGAGACGAGGCUGUGCCAGCAGAAGCUGCCAGGGCAGGAGAGGCUGCUGGAAGUGGUGGAGAAGCUGUUAGAACAGGAGAGGCGGCUGGAGGAGCAGGAGAGGCGGCAGGAGGAGCAGGAGAGGCUGGUGGAUGAGGUGGAGGAGCUGCUGGAACAGCACAGACUUCGGGAGCAGGAUGAGAGGCGGUGGCAGCAGGAGACUUUGCGGGAGCUGGAGAGGCUGCGGGAGCUGGAGAGGAUGCUGGAGAACAACGAGAACAAGAGCACAGUCCAGUUGGAGGAGCUGAAGAAGCUGGGUGGAGCUGAAGAGCCAAGAGGCUCAGAGUGUGCAGCAGCAGCCAGACCGGUACCUGUGUACCGCUCCAGGAGCCCCAAUCCCACAGGAGCUGGGGUGUUGUUGACAAGCAGCGUGGACUCCCCAGGAGCACCCAGGCUUGGCUGGAGAAGCUGUUGGUACAGGAGAGGCUGCAUGCCAUUCUUUUCGGGCUGCCGAGAACAGGGAGAUAAACAUCACCAUCAGCGAAGCGCUGGUCAAGAAAUUAAAAAAAAAAAAAAAAGUUAAGGGGUUAAUCUCCUACACAACUCAUUUACUUCAUUUGAAAGUUAGAGCCACUUAUGUUUAUUUGUGUUUCCAAUUUAUAGUUUAAAUUUGUGUUUCUAAUUUACAGUUUAAAUUUAUUUGUGUUUCUAAUUUAUAGUUUAAAUUUAUUUGUGUUUCUAAUUUAUAGUUUAAAUUUAUUUGUGUUUCUAAUUUAUAGUUUAAAUUUAUUUGUAAAAAGUUAAAGGAGAGUGGGUCUUUCCCUCGUGUUCACUCUGACAUCCUUUAGCAUUUUUUUUAAAUUUGAUAAUUAUAGGACGUUAGCAUGCAUAUCGAGUUUGCCCUUAUGUGGUGGGAGUUCAAACACACAAAGACCCACUAUAUGCACUCAACUGUUCUUGCUGGUUUGGGAUAGGCUGCCAUGCUUUUUCAAUGUUAGUGCAGCAUGUAUAUUCAUUAGAGAAUUCAGAUAAAAUUUGCUUACGUUCUGCUGUUAUGUUUGAUCGAAUCCUAAUCACAGUGAGCUCUUCAUUAGCUCAAUAUGUGGUUUGCCCUCCAGUGCGCAGUUUAUUACUUUGUAAUAUGCCACUGUGAGUACUGACAUUUACAGCUGUUUAAAGGCGGAACACUGGAAACAGCCUUUCCCCCUUUUUCUGUGUAUUGGGGAUGGGAGUAAUAACAUUUUGGGGAGCUUUUUAAAUCUCCCAGAAGAGGAGAGUGGCCUGCUCUGGCAGGUGUGUGCAGGAUAGAAGAUGUUUCAUUUGUUCCGGUGCCAAGAAUGAGCACUGUACUAUGGUAGUUCCCUUAGGAUUUGUAUGUGCUCUGGGCUCAUGAAGAUACUGCAUCAUGAGCUGUGGCAGUUGUACUCUUUUUUGACGACCUGAAAAGGGAUUAUUUCUGAGGAAUGAAAGGCUCCCAUCAUGACUCUGGAUGUGGAAAACCUUUUGUAGCUUAGAGCAUUUGUAUCUACAAUACAUUUUAAAGUCAGAGUUCACGUUCCCUGUUUUAAUCACAUGACUACAUGUCCCAGUACACAAAAAGGCACUGGUUGGCAUUCUUCUUAAUGUAUUUAGUAAAGAUCAGAAGAAAUCCUUGAAGAGUUUAAAUGUCCCUGGAACAGGCAUACAGGCUCUAGUCAAGAAUGAAUUCGAGUGAAGGAAAGCUGUGUGACACCUGGCAUUCCUCUAUGUUCAUGGAGCUUAUUUGAGGCUAGAAGAUGGAUUUUACCAUCUAGACCUCUCUGGCUAAUGCCUAGUCUUCAACCAUCUGACAUGGGAAUUUACUUCUUUUCUUUGAAUGGAAAACACUUUAAAAAUAAUAAGAAACGUUACUAUAAACUAACACAUGUGAGAGUACUUAGUUGAAACAAAAAGGAGUUUUAGUAGACAGUAUUAUACUACAUUUGAAAAUCAAGGAGAAAUUGAUGCAACUUAAAAUGUUUACAAACUGCAGCGCAAUCUACUGUUUGUGAAUGUCAAAGUGUUAUGAGGAAAAGUGUCUAUACAAUUACAGAGUUAUAUUUCCUCACAAAGUUCUUUACGAAGAGUGAAAUAUGUUUUUACACCUGUCGGUUUCAGUUAGAGGCAUAUUUUGUGUAAUAUUUAUGUUAAUGUGCAUGAUCAAUGAAUUAUUUCAGUCAUGUGUUGCCUAAAUCAUAACUGGAGGAUGCCUGGGAAAGAAUCAACAGCUAAAACUUCAUGAAGUUCUAAUGUCUGUGUUCCAAAAUACAUCAUAUCAUUAGGAUGCAGGGAGAGUUGUAUCUGCGCUCCCUGGGGUGGGCAUUUCUAGUUACUAGACCAUCUCCAUUUUUAGCAUUUGGCAUCCUCAUGAUACUUUUAUAAAUAUGACAUUAAUAGAUCAAUAAUAGGAUUUUACAGAUUGAAUAAGAGAAUUGCCUGCAUUCACUGAAAGAGUGCAAAUAUCGAGCCCUUGUGACUUCAAUUGACUCUUCCAAAUUGUAUGAAUUUAUCAAUGUAUUAGAUAAACUCAGUUUCAGAAUGAUAAAGAAAAACUGUUAGACCAAAUAAUGUGGCUACUUAACAGUGGCAGGAUUUCCAGCCCAAGGGUUUAAAAUGGACUUAAGGUCCUGUUCUUGCCUUUUAUUUUCUGAACUUGCCGCUUUUGCAUUCUUUGAGUUCAGUUUAAAGACAGUUACUUUAAGUCCAUUUUAAACCCUCGGGCUGGAAAUCCUGCCACUGUUAAUUAGCCACAUUAUUUGGUCUCACAGUUUUUCUUUAUCAUUCUGAAACUGGGUUUACCUAAUUCAUUGAUAAAUUAUUUCAAAGGUAUUUUUAUAGUUCAAAUCACUUCACUUUUACCCUGACACAUAUAAAUGACUAGGAAUGACCUUCAGAUAGCGUUUAGCAUCUGCAACCAAUCUGACAAUAAUGUGUUCAUCAGGUACCUAUGGAUUAAAUCACAUACGGGCAUAUUUAAGCUGAAUGUCAGUCGGAAAAAUAAAUGUACUGUAUUAACUGAAAUACCACUCUUUGUGUAGGUAUUUUGUCAUAUGUUUAACAAAAAGCUAAAAAGAACGGAAAUCGUGUGACAAUAACUUAAGUCUUUCUUCAAAGUGCACGCAGUCUUUUGCAAUACCUCAUUCAGCCAAGUGUUUGCGCUCUUCCUCAUUCAGUAAAAGGCAGCUUUCAAUUUGCUUAGAAGGCAACAUUAGAAGGUUAGAGAUCAUCAGAAACAGAAUUUUAAAAUGUGAGUUUAACUGAAUAAAUGUGAAUUUCUGUAGGAAGAAUCAAAAUACCUAUCUAAAGACUGCAAUAUAUGAUAAUUAUUUUUAAGUAUUUCAUUAAACCUGAUAGGUUUUCUCAAAAUGAAAAAAAUCAGUUCUAAAACCAAAGCUAAUUUUUUGAAAAUGUGAAAAUGUAAAUCAGCCCUAUCCAUAAUAUAAUUUCUCUAAAACUUUGUUAGUCAUUUAAAAAUAAUAUAACCAUUCAAAAAUGUAACUGCUAUCUUAAUGUUUUGAAAUCAGUUAAAACAUUUUAAAUACGAAUACUGUAGUUUAAAAGAAAGAAACCAGGGGAAGGAAAAGUAGAGAAAGAAAUGCCAAUUCCAGUCCAAAGCUUUAUUUGCCAAGUUUUCUUAGAAUGACUUUUACCUACUUAUCAAUUCUUACAAACAGAAUGUAUAAUGGAAAUACUGACUUUUGCCUAAAGUGGCAUUGUUGACUGCUGUGAUGUUACUGUAAUGUAAUAAAUUAUGAAAUUGUUGCAAA